Messenger RNA from Humulus lupulus (European hop), 2846 nucleotides. RefSeq lists its product as uncharacterized. The record is from RefSeq and is a predicted model, not a curated record. Gene Ontology annotation, biological process: proteolysis. NCBI's taxonomy places the organism in Eukaryota, Viridiplantae, Streptophyta, Magnoliopsida, Rosales, Cannabaceae. Bases 1313 to 2755 code for a protein of 480 amino acids. Gene Ontology annotation, molecular function: cysteine-type peptidase activity. The transcript is spliced from 4 exons.
GAUAGUAUUUGUGUUUCUCAUAACUUCAGGUUGAAGAUGAGUGUACGAUAGGGGUACGAUAGUGGUUCGACGGUGGUACGAUAGGUUUGUGUUUUCUGAUAACUUGAGGUUGAAGAUGGAGGUACGAUAGGGUACGAUGUGUGCCCGAUAGUGGGAACAAAUGGUUGUGUUGUUAUAUUCCGAUGGUAUACGAUAUGAGGUACGAUUGUGCACGAUAAUGUUAUAGUUCCAGUUUUUCAUUGGUGUCCGAUAUGGUGCGAUAGUGUCCGAUAGUUGCUCGAUAGUAUAUUGCAGAAUAUAAAAUUUGAUGUUUUUUUUUGUUAUUCUAUUUAAUUGGGUAUUUAUUUGUUUUAUGCAGAACUUAAGACCUCCACAACUGAUAGUUCCAGUAGAGGAACAUUUUACGGGACGUAUCACUUGGCGCGGCAGUUGGUACUUUCCAAAGAUUAAAGCAAAAUUUAUACAGUGUGGUUUAUUGGAUAGGGUGAAGGAAUCCCCUUUCAAAUAGUUCUUCAUGGCGGAACCAUUAAAUUUUUCUGGUGCCUUAGUCCAUCAGCUGUUGUUGCACAAAUUCAGAGGGGAGAAGACUGAUGAAGUCCAGUUUUAUAUUGGGAAAAAAAGAUGUAGAUUUAGCCAAUUGGAGUUCGCUUUAGUUACUGGUUUAAAUUUUGAGGCCGGACCGUCUGAAGCUGAGAUUAAAGCGAAGACCACUUCGGAUCGGUUGAUUCUUGAGUACUUCAAUGGUCAUUCCCCAGUGAGCAUAGGGCAACUGCGCAGAACUUUUGAGAGUUGUCAAAUAGUUGAUGAUGUGUACAAGAUGGGUUUGUGCUUAUUAGUUGAGGGUGUUUUGAAAGGUCGUGAGGAGAAGUUGAUGGUUUGGACUGACAUGCUGAAGAUGGUAGACGACGUUGACUUCUUUUUCCAGUACCCGUGGGGGAAGAUAUCAUACCAGAAGUUGUUACAAACUUGUCAAAAAGACUUUGUUGAAAUGAAGAAGCAUUUACAGAAGAAGAUUGAGAAAGGAAAGACUCAGAAGGAGGCCAAGUACUCUAUUUAUGGGUAUGCUGCAGCAUUGCAGUAUUGGGCUUUUGAGUCCAUCAUUGAGUUGGGUCAGGAUUAUGCUGUGAGAUUGGGCCAAGGCAUUCCAAGAAUGAUCAACUGACAGAGCAAGGAGAAAGUAGAGAUACACAAAGAGCAACUUAUUAAGUUGUUUGCCAAAAAGUUGACAGUAUACCCCUACCUGUGUGCCCGACCUGCUGAAGAACAGUAUGUGAGGACCCUUACAGACAAUGAAGCCCCAUUGUAUGUGGACAUGGGGUUAGAGGAACUAGAGGUGGGUCCCGAUGGACAGCCUACACAGGAAGCCUUACAGAGCCAGGCUGAAAAGCUUGCUGAAAAGUUAGCUGAGCAAGCAGAAGCAGCAAAUAUUUUUAAGGAGGUUCCACCAGCUCAACCUGAGGCACCUGAGGUUCCCCCAUCAACACCUCAUGCCAGCACCUCCUCCCAAGCUGAGCAACCAGGCUACUCUAUGAUUUUGGCCAGGUUGGAAAAGGUUGAAGGGCAACAAAGUGCCCUUAUUAAAGGUCAGUCCGAGAUCUUGGAUCAAUUGCAGAAGCUGAUGACAAUGAUGGAAGAUCUUAGUAGGCCAGUUCCAGAUCCACACCCUCAGUCCACUGAAGAAGGCCCUCAGUCUCCUGUAGAUGAAGACAUUCUCCCUAACGAUUACAGACCUGAUGAUGUAGAUGAUCACAUUUUUCGCACACCAGAGGAUAUGCAAAUUACUGUAAUCAGAGAUACUGAAGAUUCUGAAGUACAAUUCUUAAACAUAGCUCCACCAGCACCGGAGAAGAGGAGAGAAAGAAAGAGGCCUAGGUGGUUCGAUGGGUACACUGCAAUGAGGAAAAGGAAUAAGAAAUCGAAGACAGCAGUGAAUGUGGAUCCAUUGAGGGUUGUUGAUGGUAAAUUACUUAUGACCUUUCACAAGUGGUUGCUUGGCACCAUUGGGAAUAAAUAUCCGAGGGAAUGCUUCUCAGGGACACACGAUGCUGCUUGGUUCCUGAAACUGCAUACUCCGAGGACAUGGCUUUCUGACUCUCAUUUAGAUGCAGCAUUAUAUCUCAUGAGGAGGCGUAUAGAAUUUUAUCCUAACGUGUACCCUCAGAAAUGUGUUGUUAUGCCUACAAUUUUUCCCGAAUCAUUGAAGGGUCGGUGGGACGCUUUUCCAGGUUCUGACUACUCUAGAUUUAGUUGGGAUGACAGUAUAUUGGACCUGGUUAGGGGUGAUGCAGUCCAGUUCUUACCGAGUUGGCAGAACAAGGAGUUCAUUUAUUUUGCCCUCUUCUUGAAAGACCAAAUGCAUUGGGUAGCUGUAGAGGCAGACCUGAAUGGGUGGAUGCUCAACAUCUUUGACUCCAGUAUUGGAUCAAUUUCCGAAAACGAUUUGAUAAGCUUGAUGGUUGACUGGUGUACCAUUUUCCCGUCGGUCUUGCAACAGUCCGGUUUAUUUGAGAACCAUGACGUUAUACUCGCGCCUCAGUUGACAGCAUCAGAGAGUCAGGUCAGACCCUUCGAUUGGAAACUCAUUCCACGUGAAUUCGUACCGCAAACAAAAUCCAGUGGCGAUUGCGGAUGUUACGUAAUUGAGCAUAUUGAACAUAAGCUUCUACAACUACCAUUUGAUAAUGUAACUGACAAUAAUAUGAAACUUUUUAGGCAAAGGUGGUGUGUAGACUUAUUCUACCAAAACUUAUGUUGAACGGUCUUAAUUUUUUUGAAUUGUAUAAUUUUUUUUAUUGCUCUUUUUGUAAUUACUACAUUUUAAUGUGCUUAAUCUUUGCAUCGUACUA